AUGCCGGUGACUAUACCAUCAGGACCCAAUUGUUGAAGCGCUAGUCAGUGAGCAUGGCUGAGUACGGUAACCAUUGUGUCCUUGCGUAACCUUUUCCAGCUAUCCAACAGCAAGGAAAUGAUCUAUGUAGUGGUCGCUUUGCUAGUAUGGGGAGCCCAGCAGACAUUGGCAUAUGACUGCAGUGCGCAUCCAUGGAUAGACGAAGCCGUCCAGCAGUGGUUUCGCCCUUCUUACGAAGUCGCACGGCAGUCAAGCAAGACCAUUGAGGAAAGCCUGCAGGCUAUCGCAGACAUUAAGUGGGGAAACUACUCCACCGGCAAAACGCUGGUGGUUCUCUGGUAUGACGCCUCCACCUCAGAAUACCGCCUCCGAUUCGAGGAGCUGCACAAGCACAACGAGGCGCACAAGCCCGUUGGCAUGCAGCGGGUGUUGGAGCGGGCUGUACGGCAGCACAAUGCCGACCUUGUUGCCGCGCUUGGGAAGCGUGAGAUGAAGUUUAUUUUUGGAACCGAGGAUUUCCCAAUUGUUGAUCCCAACAUGCGGCUGCGAGUGCCCUCCUUCCAGCCAUGCACCACAAAGGGCUCAGUGGACGUCCCCGUUCCAGACCACAGCUUCGAGCUCUACUCGCAGGCCUCCUACACCAAUCACAGCUGGUGGGAGGUGCGGCGGCUGCUGCUGCUGAAGGCCGCCCUGCUGCCCUGGAGCCACCGGCAGCGGGAGCUGUUCGUGCGGGGGGACGCGGGGGUGGGCUACCGCAAGACCCUGCUGUCCAUCUUGCACGAGGCUAGGGUGAAUGGCUCUGACUUGUCGUUGUUCGGGGUGCACGUCAACGCCCACUCCACGGGGUUCUACGUGUCAAAUCGAAAGCAUUUCACGUUCCUAGACAACUGGUGCCAGUACCGCUACCUGCUCCACCCCUCGGGCCUCACCUACAGCAUCUCGCUCAAGUACAAGCUAGCCUGCGGGGCGGUGGUCCUCUACUUCGACCACAAGUACUCCGAGUUCUACUACCCCGCCCUCAAGCCCGGAGUCCACCUCCUCUCCUUCCCGGAGGCCCCUAGGGAGCAGUUCCUAACCGACGUCGCGCCACGUGUCAAGGCAGCCAUCCUGCGCCUGGAAGCCGACCACCCCACCUCGCCGCCCCCCCAGGCGCUCGCCGCUCGCGAAUUCGCCGCCAGCCAGCUGAGCGACGAGUCGCUGGGGUGCUACUGGUACAGCGUGCUGCGGGCGUAUGCGGGGCUGUACUUCACGGAGAGCGGGGCGCAGGUGCCGCAGCAGGUGCAGCUGGGGGACCGGAACACAACCCUGAACCCGACCUUGUAGAAGGGAGGUGCAGGCAGCAGGCUGUUAUGGUCUGUCGUGCGUUGUCUAGCUGUACUGCACUUGGUUUCUCGCGUUCUACUCUGCGUCUUGGAACUUUGGAAAAGCUUUGAAUCCUAUUCCCCGGACCGACCUGGGUAUCACCAGUUGUAGUUGUGCAAUCUAUAGCUUGUUGCCAUGGCGUGGAACGGAACCCACAUUUUGUCAUUAUAAAUGCCCUAGGCCGCGAUCGUUGGGGGUUGGUCCUUUGCAUCCCAUCCCACGUGUCAUGGAGUGUGGAUUAAGAGGACUGGAGUGUGCGUGAUAAGAAAACUGGCAGCGAGUCGGAACGUACUGCGAACUAACCGCGAGUCGAAAGGUACUGUGAUUGCCCGAAGAUCACGAAGCAGCGUGUGUUAAAAAUAGCAGCGUGUGUGUGUUUUGUUUGCGCAAUCGUUUUUGGUGCUUUGUGUGAUAAGGGCAUUCUUGACACCUCUAUCGGUUAUACUCCUAUUGCUAACCCUGUUUGGGUUUUCUUUUAUAGGGUGCUGCCGUCUGUGCUGUUACCAUUUUUAGCCGGUUAUGGUGAAUGAUCUAGUUGGACGGCAGAAAGCAUAGACGUUUGGGCUUUUGGCGCAGCCUGCGUAUGAAAAUUUAAUACCAUGAGGUAGGUUUUCAAAUUCCCUAUCCAAUGGUGUUAAGAUUGACGACAAUGCGCAGAUGGGGCCGACAGUGCAUCAGUGCGACAUUGAUGUUGAUGUUGCGGGCGUCAAGACAUCCAUUGCUACACAUGCAAGCGCCAUGUGCACCACCAGAGCGUCGUAGCCUUGUUUCUUUUGGUGUUCCUUUUUGGUGCAUGAAUAUCGCCUGAGCGGGAGGGACUCCCCCUCUCCCAAGCAUUUGCGGCACGCAUCACCCUGAGGGGGGAGAGGACUCCCUGUCCCCCCUUUUACCCCCCUCCCCCUGCGUUUCUUCCUCCUGUUCCCCCGCGUGCACAUUAAGUGCAUAUGUUGGGCUACCAGCGGGGCAGCAAGAAACCUCCAACUGUCUGGAGGGUGACAACGGGUCAAAUCUUACAUCUACCAGCGUAUGCACACUGUAUCAACUGCAGUGAUGAAACCCGUCAGCUUCGCAGACACCGGGGCUCGCCCCCUUUUUAAAUCAAAACUCGCUGUCAAGUAUUUUAUAGGACAUAUCGGUGCCGGCUGGGCGGAGGGAGGUCGUACAGUUGGGAUUCGUAUUACAUGUUAGCACUAACAUGUUAGCAGUAUGUGUAACUUUCCUCCUUGUAAUUUCGUAUUCUCUGUGUUGAUGCGUCAAUG
This is a messenger RNA of Astrephomene gubernaculifera, 2621 nucleotides long. The record is from the annotation of a GenBank genome assembly. Lineage: Eukaryota; Viridiplantae; Chlorophyta; Chlorophyceae; Chlamydomonadales; Astrephomenaceae.